GCAGUGAUAAGUGGUGACGGCUUCUUGCUUGAUCGAUCAGCGGGCGGAAUACGUGGUCGUUCACUUCGUGUCUGCAAUGUGGUUGAUUCUGAAAUGGAGCUUUUGGCUGCCAGUGCAUACAGGGAUCGUGUCCGGAUGGCUACAAAAUUACUUCGUGAUGACGUGAUCAAUCAGUUCGCCGAUCGAGCGGAAAAGGUGGUCAACAAGUUGGAGCACGAGGCAGCAGAAGGAGCGAAUGCUGGGGAUCGAGACUUCAAGGAAGACGUGGAUGACUUCAUCGAAGCGAGUGAACUGAUGUCUGAUACGGAAAACGAACAGAAGAUCAUGCGUCACUUGCCGGAAGAGGAAAAACGCAAAAUUCAGGAGCAAAUUGACGUUUUCAAGGGUGUAAUUACUUCUUCUGCUCUUCUUCUCUCGUCUGCUGGUUGUUUUGUGAUCUGUGGCACAGUUCGGUAA
Gongylonema pulchrum is the source of this 456-nucleotide messenger RNA. The record is from the annotation of a GenBank genome assembly. NCBI's taxonomy places the organism in Eukaryota, Metazoa, Nematoda, Chromadorea, Rhabditida, Gongylonematidae.